AUGGAUGUUCGUUUCCCUCCGUAUUUCUUCUCAAUGCCACAUUUAAUUUAUAACUCGUGGUUGAGUCUGAAUACACUUCACAAUGCUCCGAAACUCGCUCAGCUUCAACUUCAGUCGAUAAAACCGGCUGAAAGCUCGAAGACUUCGAAAAAAGAAACAACAAAAGAAGAAGUCAAAAUAGCCACUGAAACUGUUCCAAAAGUUGAUGAAGAUUCAAAGAAUCGAGAUGAAAAAUCUGAUGAAAUUCUAGAAGAAUCUGAAAAUAAAGUGGAUAAGCAAUCAGAAGACAAUGAUUCGACGGCACUUCUCAAACUCAAACGUCGAGUUGCUUGUGACAUCUGCUCGAAAUCAUUUUGUGACAAGGGAGCUCUGAAAAUUCAUACUUCAGCUGUGCAUCUUCGUGAAAUGCACACGUGUACAGUAACUGGUUGUGGAAAACAAUUCAGUAGUCGUCGGAGUCGAAAUCGUCACAGUUCGAACAAUAAUCCGAAAUUGCACAUGCCGGAAUCACUGUCGUUGAGCGGAGGUGGACUAUCUGCAAAGCCUAAUUUGGAUGCAUUUUGGCCUUCUCGAUUUCUUCUCACGAAAGAACAUCCAUUAGAUUUAUCUUUGAAUGUUCUCUGA
This is a messenger RNA of Caenorhabditis remanei, 624 nucleotides long. RefSeq lists its product as uncharacterized. Gene Ontology annotation, cellular component: nucleus. The transcript has 3 exons. Gene Ontology annotation, biological process: regulation of DNA-templated transcription. The record is from RefSeq and is a predicted model, not a curated record. Bases 1 to 624 code for a protein of 207 amino acids. NCBI's taxonomy places the organism in Eukaryota, Metazoa, Nematoda, Chromadorea, Rhabditida, Rhabditidae.